This is a messenger RNA of Melampsora larici-populina 98AG31, 690 nucleotides long. RefSeq lists its product as uncharacterized. The record is from RefSeq and is a predicted model, not a curated record. The transcript is spliced from 2 exons. NCBI's taxonomy places the organism in Eukaryota, Fungi, Basidiomycota, Pucciniomycetes, Pucciniales, Melampsoraceae. Gene Ontology annotation, molecular function: protein binding. Bases 1 to 690 code for a protein of 229 amino acids.
AUGGACGACGAUUGCACAGAAAAGCUGCACGACUCCGUUGAAUUCUGUACCGAAGAACCCUGGUGUUUAGGAAAAUGGGAAGAUGCUAGGGAUCAACCCCCUUGGCCUAUUGGAAAAGAGCUACCGUUGAACAGACCAUUCGAGAGAGCCGUGAAUGCGAUCAGAAAGAAAGGAAACGAAGCUUUUGUUUCCAAAGAUUACAAUAAGGCUGUCGAAUUAUAUUGCGAUGCGAUAGAUUUAUCUGAUUCACAAAGGGUUAAAAGCCCAAUCCCCGGUAUUCCAUAUCAGUACCCGAUACAAGAAGUGUCUAGAAGGGCGAUUUACUCGAAUAGAGCUGCUUGUUAUCUUGCUCAAGGCAAAUAUCAAGCUUGUUUGGAUGACUGUGACGAGUGUCUGACGGGUGUAUUUCCUAUACCGAUGGCACCUCCACUUCGUAAAGCUGCGUACAGAAGAGCUCAAGCACUUUGGUAUAUGGGUAAAAUUGAAGACGCUCUUGCGGCUUGUGAUGCGGUAUACCUUAAUGAAUUUGCUGCACUUCCAGAAUCAGAAAGACCACCUGGGGAUGAAUCAUUUUUAAAGUUAAAACAAACGAUUGAAGCCUCGAUUGAAGAUGAAGAAGAAGAAGAAUCAAGUUCAAAAGCAAAGGUCAUUAAAAAGAAGGGAAAAAAGAAAGCUUCACGUAAGGCUUAG